Molecule: messenger RNA, 2013 nt
Organism: Diaporthe batatas
Lineage: Eukaryota; Fungi; Ascomycota; Sordariomycetes; Diaporthales; Diaporthaceae
Exons: 4
Coding region: 328-1869 (513 amino acids)
Biological process (GO): transmembrane transport
Cellular component (GO): plasma membrane
Molecular function (GO): transmembrane transporter activity
Source: RefSeq, a predicted model, not a curated record
CGGAGAGGCGAGCGAGAGAGGACGUGUGUGGAUCAACUAAUAAUCUGACCAAACAAGUACUGUGUAGUGAGGUGACUCGUCCUCCCCAGCCCGAGGGAGAUGGAGGCCCGCCGGGGCGGAUUUAAGGGCAACCACAUGCAAGGUACCUCGCCUCUUUUUUUCUCAGUAAGCUAUUUAUCUGCUUCUCGUCAUCCCGCAUCGCGCCUCGCCCUCUGUCACCUCUCCCUCCCCCGCCUCAUCCGUGGCUGCGAGUUAUAGUGAACCGCCUCUGCGCCGGCUUCUCCUGCUUGACCUCGACGUCGGACCUGAAGCCAAGGCUCUGUUAGCAUGUUCACCAAGAAGUCCCCUCCAGCGCCGGCCGGGGACGGCGGCAUAGACGUCCACAGCGAUGGGGCCGGUGUCAAGGAGGGCGGAUCCCCAACCGGCAUGUACGCGGGGGACAGGGAGCCGGGCUACUCAGAAGACUACGACGAGCUCGGCGUCGCCUGCCCGCCACACACGACCGAGAGGAAGCUCAUGACCCGCGUCGACUUGCACCUCCUGCCCUUCAUCAGCAUCCUGUACCUGCUCGCCUUCCUGGACCGCGUCAACGUCGCCAACGCCAGGUCCUUCCACCUCGUCGAGGACCUGCGCCUGGGCGGCACCGAGUACAACACCAUCUUGGUCAUCUUCUUCGUCCCCUACGUCUUCUUCGAGAUCCCCUCCAACAUCCUGCUCAAGAAGCUCUCGCCCAGGGUCUGGCUGUCGCUGUGCGGGAUCGCCUUUGGCCUGGUGACUGUCUUCCAGGGCUUGACGAAGAACUACUCUGGCAUUCUUGCCACGAGGUUCUUCUUGGGCAUCUUUGAGUGUGGCAUGUUCCCUGGCUGCUUUUACCUGCUGGGAAUGUGGUAUAAGAGAAGUGAGGCCCAAAAGCGCUUCACAUUCUUCUUCGCCUCGACAAGUCUUGCCGGUGCGUUUGGCGGGCUGUUGGCGUCCGCGAUAGGGAAGAUGGAUGGGCUCAGAGGCUACCAUGGUUGGAGGUGGAUUUUUAUUAUUGAGGGCGCCAUCACCGUGCUCGUCUGCAUGACCUUCCUCUUCACAUUCCCAGCCUUCCCGGAACAGGCCAAAUGGCUCACGGAGCCGGAGCGCGAGUACGUCAAGGCGCGCCUGCGGGCGGAUCUGGGCCACAACGCCGCCGAGCGCAAGAUCACCAUCUCCGACGUCCUCACCGUGCUGCGGGACCCAAAGGUCAUCGUCGGGGGCUUCAUGUACUUCGGGCUGAUCGUCCCGGCCUACGGCUACGCCUACUUCGCGCCCUCCAUCAUCCAGGCCUACGGCUACAGCCCCAUCGAGACGCAGCUGCACAGCGUGCCGCCCUGGGCCGUGGCCUUCGGUUUUAGCAUGCUGGUCGCCUUCGCGUCCGACCUCGCCCGCCACCGCUUCCUCUUCACCGUCGUGCCCAUCUGCAUCGCCAUCAGCGGCUUCGCCGUCCUGCUGACCGUCCACGACCGCACCAGCGUCAAGUACGGCGCCCUCUUCCUGGUCGUCAUGGGCACCUACUCGGCCAUGCCCGUCAUCGUGUGCUGGUUCAACAUGAACCUGGGCGGCCACCACCGCCGCGCCAUCGGGUCCGCCUGGCAGAUCGGCUUCGGCAACAUCGGCGGCAUCAUCUCCACCUACGCCUUCCUCGCCAAGGACGCGCCCUUCUACAAGCCCGGCUACAGCAUCUGCAUCGGCUUCAUCUGCCUCAGCCUCGUGAGCUGCUGCGUCUACGCCGCGCUCAUCACGUGGGAGAACCGCAAGAGGGACAAGACCGUGCGCGCGAACCUGACUGAAUACGAGAAGACGGAGCUGGGUGAUUUGAACCCCGAGUUUAGGUAUAUGCUCUGAUGUAGUGUGUGUGGGGAAAUAUAUGCACCACUCGCCGCCAUGUCGCUUUCUUCUUAGUAUAACAAGACACGAGGCAUGUCUCUGGCAUCAUGCGCAUAUUACAUUUGAAAAGUAAAUACUAGCAUGAAUCAAAGAUCAAAACAG